AUGUCUUUGAAGCUGUUCUCGUUCAUCUUUGUGCUCGUCCUGGCCGCCAUUGCCUGUGAGGGACAGACCCAGUCGAAUCCCUACCUGAGGAAUCCCUACUAUCGAGAUCUGUACUACCGCAAUCGGGAUUUGUACAACCUGAGACGCUACUACGAUGGUUUCUACAAGAAAUACAAUCCCUACAUUGUCGCCGCCCAGGCUAGGAUUGUGGAGCAGAACAACGAUGUGAACUAUGGCGCUGGCACAUACUCCUACAGCUAUGAGACAGAGAAUGGCAUCCAUGGGGAGGAGAAGGGCGUGCCCGUCAACAUUGGCAACCAGGAGCAGGAGGAGCAAGUGGAGGGUGCCUAUUCCUUUAUUACGCCCGAGGGUCUUCGCGUGGGAGUCAAGUACCUGGCCGAUGCCAAUGGUUUCCGGCCAGUGAUUACCUAUGACGGCGUGAAUUCCGCUUUUUAUGCCAGCCAACCGGCUGCAGCUAACGUGGUCCAUACCAAGCAUUAA
Molecule: messenger RNA, 501 nt
Organism: Drosophila serrata
Lineage: Eukaryota; Metazoa; Arthropoda; Insecta; Diptera; Drosophilidae
Cellular component (GO): chitin-based extracellular matrix
Molecular function (GO): structural constituent of chitin-based larval cuticle
Source: RefSeq, a predicted model, not a curated record